AUGGCACUAGCAAGAAUAGCAAGAAACAGUUACCGUCGAUCGAGUGGAGGUUCCUCCCGGCCCAACUACUCCACCGAAAAGGAUCUCCUGUGCGAAGGUCCAGCAGCACCCAAAUUUCCACCUCAUAUCACAGCUAACAUCUCGAAAUCCCUUCCUCAAACCAGCAUGGCAGGUGGCAGCUCCACGUUCAUCCCCAGCACCAGCUUUUGGAGCAGGGGAAUCAAAACAACCCCACUAGCCCGAUUUGGUCAGGCCGAGCGGGUCCCACUGGAGCCCGACUCAGAGUGCGAGGGCCCGCCAACUAAGUACCCGACGCUAGAGGCCACUAAACCGGGAGAGAAGCCUCGUGUGGUGGUGCUCGGGAGCGGGUGGGCCGCGUGCAGGUUCCUUAAAGGGAUCGAUACUAGGUUGUACGAUGUUGUCUGCAUCUCGCCCAGGAAUCAUAUGGUGUUCACUCCUCUGCUGGCCUCGACUUGUGUCGGGACCUUAGAGUUCCGUUCAGUGGCUGAGCCCGUGAGCCAGAUACAGGUGGCAUUGGCUAAGGACCCAAAUUCGUAUUUUUUCUUGGCUUCUUGCACAGGGCUCGACAAGGACAAACAUGAAGUGUACUGUGAGACGGUUAUUGAUGGCAAACACUCUGAAGAGCCGUAUCGUUUUAAAGUUGCAUAUGACAAGCUCGUCAUUGCUUCUGGAUCUGAGCCAUUGACCUUCGGCAUAAAGGGAGUUAAAGAGCAUGCAUUUUUCCUUCGUGAGGUGUCUCAUGCUCAAGAGAUUAGGAAGAGGCUUCUCUUAAACCUCAUGCUCUCUCAAAACCCAGGCAUCUCGGAAGAAGAAAAAGAACGUUUGCUGCACUGUGUCGUAAUAGGUGGUGGGCCCACCGGAGUUGAAUUUAGCGGCGAAUUGAGCGAUUUUAUCACGAGAGAUGUUCGCCAGCGUUAUGCUCACGUCAAGAACUACAUACGCGUAACCCUCAUCGAGGCGAACGAGAUAUUAUCAUCUUUCGAUGUUGGGCUAAGGCAAUAUGCUACAAAGCACUUGACAAAGUAUGGUGUUCGACUUGUUCGUGGUGUCGUUAAAGAAGUCCAUUCGGACAAGAUUGUCCUUAGCGAUGGAAGUGAUGUCCCUUAUGGUCUGCUCGUCUGGUCCACUGGUGUGGGACCUUCCGAAUUUGUGAAAUCGCUCGAUCUUCCCAAGUCUCCCGGUGGAAGGAUUGGUGUUGAUGAGUGGCUACGAGUACCGGCUGCAGAAGACGUUUUUGCCCUUGGAGACUGUGCCGGUUUUCUCGAACAGGUCGGGAAGCCCGUGCUUCCUGCUCUAGCUCAGGUGGCCGAACGGCAAGGGAAAUUUCUAGUUGAAUUAUUCAACCGAAUAGCGAAACAAGAAGCUGGCAAGGCUUUCUCGGCAAAAGAAGUGCCUCUCGGGGACCCGUUUGUGUACAAGCAUCUCGGGAGCAUGGCAUCCGUGGGGCGUUACAAGGCAUUGGUCGACUUACGUCAGUCCAAGGACGAGAAGGGCUUGUCCAUGGCCGGUUUCGUGAGCUGGCUCGUAUGGCGAUCGGCUUACCUGACGAGGGUCAUUAGCUGGAGGAAUAGAUUCUAUGUGGCUUUCAAUUGGGCAACUACUCUCGUUUUCGGAAGGGAUAAUUCAAGAAUCGGUUGA
Striga hermonthica is the source of this 1659-nucleotide messenger RNA. The record is from the annotation of a GenBank genome assembly. NCBI's taxonomy places the organism in Eukaryota, Viridiplantae, Streptophyta, Magnoliopsida, Lamiales, Orobanchaceae.